AGAUUAGAAUUUGAACAGUCUGUGUUUGAUAGUACCAGAAAUUACAGCUAUGGAGAACGAGGAACCUGCAGAAAAUACAGAAAAAGGAUCAACGACAAUUUGUGGUGGACUCGGCAUCAGACACCUGCAAGUUUUUUUACAGUUUUUUGGAAUGGUAAUUGGAUAUUGUCUUCGAGUGAGCAUGUCGGUAGCUAUUGUUGCAAUGACACAGAACACUCAAAGCACUGAUCAUGCAUUCGAGGUCUACAAUUGGACAUCGACGGAGCAGUCACUGAUCCUCUCUUCUUUCUUCUGGGGCUACACGAUAAUGCAAAUACCAAGUGGCUACAUAGCUACAGUAUGGAGCGCACAAAAAUUACUCAGUAUUGGAGUACUGCUUUGCGGAAUCUUAAACAUUUUGACACCGACCGUUGCUCAUUAUGGGAGUUACAUUGGUGUUUGUAUUUGUAGAGUAGGCAUGGGACUGUGUCAGAGUUGUCUUUUACCGUGUAUACAGACUCUGCUUUCUAAGUGGGCACCGCCAUCCGAACGAGCACGACUUGGCACGCUUGCUUACGCUGGGGCACAAUUUGGGACCGUGAUUUGUUUUCCAAUAUCUGGAGAAUUAGCAGCUUCGAGUAUUGGCUGGCCAUCUGUGUUUUAUACGUUUGGUGUUUUAGCGAUAAUUUGGGCCAUUGUAUUUUUCUUUUUUGGUUCGGACAGUCCUUCUAAGCACUCGGGGAUAUCGGUGAAAGAAAGGCGAUAUAUAGAAGAUAGCUUAAAAACUCCCGGGGAUAAAGAAAAAUCAGAUAACAAAACGGCGUUGAAAACACCAUGGAAAGCUAUAUUAACCUCAGUACCGAUGUGGGCUCUUAUAAUUGUACAUUGUGGACAAAAUUGGGGCUAUUGGACUCUUAUCACAGAACUACCAAUUUACAUGAACAAUAUUUUACAAUUUAAGUUGGAGGAGAACGGUUGGAUAUCGGCGCUCCCUUAUUUAACGAUGUGGAUACUAAGCUUUCCAACAUGCUGGUUAGCUGAUUAUGCUUUAAAGAAGAAUAUCUCAAGAGGAGUAAUUCGAAAAGUUUGCAAUACGAUUGCACACUGGGGACCAGCGAUAGCUUUGAUUUGCCUUGGUACGAUGUCGGUGCACGAUGCCACCGUGGCUACAACUAUCCUUGUGAUAGCUGUAGGUUUAAAUGCUGGAUCUCUAUCCGGAUUUCAAAUUAAUCAUAUCGACUUAAGUCCAAAUUUCGCUGGCACGUUGAUGUCCAUUACAAAUUGUAUAGCAUCUAUAAUUGCAAUAAUCGCACCAAUAGUCUGCGGCAUAAUCGCACAAGACGAGAAAGAUGUGACCCAGUGGAAUAUAGUAUUCUACUUGUCUGCUGCUAUUUACAUUUUAGGAAAUUUAAUUUUUAUUAUUUUUGGCAGUACUGAAAUUCAACCAUGGAACAAUCCUGAAAUUACGAAUAUCAAAGGACAAAGCGAGAAAGAAUUAACAGUUAUAUGAAUAUGCAGAAAUAUCUGCGUUAUGUUCCUUUAGCGUCGCAAGCGCCAUAUUUAGAGGAACGAUCGAUUUUAAAAUCCAAGAAUUCUAGAAACUGUUUCCUUUAUUUUUUCAUUCAUAAAGUUUCUUUUCAAACAAUUAAUAUGUUAAACAAUCUCUAGAGUCUAGGUGGAAUACAAAAUGUAUUUAAUCUUCCGCAAACAUUAAAUUUAUGAUUCGUGCCGAUUGCGACCAAUGAUUUACAGUAAAUAUAUUUUUCUUCAACGUGGUUGAUAAUCGACAAUGUGAUAUACGUAUUUAUAUUGGUAAAUACCAAAAAAGUAAUUAUACGUAAUUUUAAGUGUAAGGGAUAGACAAUAUCCCUUUGUGCAGAAACGAUUUAGGAUGUUUAGACAACAGAACGGCUAAGAUAAUGAAAAAGAGGCUGUGCUUUACAAAACUAAGUAUACAUGUAUAUAUAAAUGAUUAGCGUCGAUAAUAUACUGUUCGUUUGCACAUUCGUAAGAUACAAGAUUGCUUUUGCUAUAUUCUAGUCUUGAGUCAAAUCUUUCAUCAAACAGUUUAAUGAGACCAAUUUUUUAUUUAGGUCUGAGAUUAAAAAAAGAAUUUAACUUGCAACAUAUCAAAAUUUAGAAUAGCUUGAAUGAAAGAGGUAACGUGAAGCCUUUAAUAAAAUAUUAGGUUAUCUCAUAAAUAUAGGUAUCCUUCUUUAUGACAUGUUAAAUAAACAUCAAUAUCAUACUUACUAUGUUAAACAAACAUCAAUAUCUUACAUUUAUUCUUUGAAACAGAGUCGUUCUCUUGAUCUAAAUAAAAUAUCUAACAUGUACAGAAUGAUAUUUUUUUAUUUAAGGGGACUCGUAACCAAAAAAUGUAAAAAAAAAUCUUUAUUUUAUUGCAGAUUCGGAAUAUACGUAUAGAUAUUUCUGCAGGUUGUGUUAAAAUAUAGUGCAAUUUUGUACACUAGAAGUAAGAUUAAAGAGAAAGUGGAAAAAAGAUCUAUAUUCAUUUAAUGAAUUUCUGCUCCAUAAGCAGGAUCAUCUUUCUCCUGUUCUUGGAAGAUAUAUUCCAAUUUUCUUUUUCUCGCCUGCUGAUAAAUUUUUGUUAUUUUU
Molecule: messenger RNA, 2598 nt
Organism: Bombus impatiens (common eastern bumble bee)
Lineage: Eukaryota; Metazoa; Arthropoda; Insecta; Hymenoptera; Apidae
Product: putative inorganic phosphate cotransporter
Exons: 8
Coding region: 50-1489 (479 amino acids)
Biological process (GO): monoatomic anion transport; transmembrane transport
Cellular component (GO): plasma membrane
Molecular function (GO): transmembrane transporter activity
Source: RefSeq, a predicted model, not a curated record